AUGUCCGACUCCUCUACUGACGUCUUUUAUUCCGCCACUGAAAUCUGCCACGCGGUCGAGAAACCCUCGAAACGGGAAACACCCGCCCGCCGGACGACCGUUGCAGCGGGUGCGAGAGAUGAUGCCUCGCUCGUCUCCGUGCCCCUCUCAGACCUGGACGACACCUCCUCGUUCUGUUCCUCCUGGGCCACUUCCGUCGCCAGCGCAUGCAGCGACGACUCGCACAGCAGCGGCAGCACCGUUAUGCUGCAGCCCCCCAUCCGCCCUUCUUCACCUACACAUUCCGUCGCCGGCUCCAUCGUCUCCAUCCUGCCCCUGCAGAGCGAGAGCCACACCUCUCCCUUCGCCUAUGCCGCGGGACGCCGCACCGUGCUCUUCGAAGAGAUGCUGCUGCACGCCCAAUCUUGCGUCAAGAAUCGGCAGGUGCAGGCCCAGCUUGAGGUUUGCAAAGUCAAGUUUGCUUAUUACAAUGGGUGCAAGGAGAGAGGGAGGAUGACGGCAGAGCGCAUCGUGGCGGGGCGGGAGAAAUAUUUCGACAAAGUGAGGUCGCUGGCGCGGAGGGAGGGAGGGCCCGAGCUGCAGAGACACCUCGACGGACUGGUGGAGCAGUUCGCGAGCGUUAACUUGUAA
Trichosporon asahii var. asahii CBS 2479 is the source of this 630-nucleotide messenger RNA. RefSeq lists its product as uncharacterized. The record is from RefSeq and is a predicted model, not a curated record. The transcript has a single exon. NCBI's taxonomy places the organism in Eukaryota, Fungi, Basidiomycota, Tremellomycetes, Trichosporonales, Trichosporonaceae. The coding region runs from base 1 to 630 and encodes 209 amino acids.